AUGCCAUCCUUCAGGGAUGAUUAUGAUUUCCCAAUGGACAUGGAAGAUGUUGAUCUCAUGAUGAAUUCAAGUGACUAUAUUCCAAUUCCUGACCAAGAAAAUGUUGGAACUGCUUAUAUCAGGAUUUCACUGCCAGAACUCAAUGUACAGAAAUGUUUACAGUUCCAACUUGGCGAAUCUAUCUGGCAUGCAAAACAACAGAUUCUGGCCAGCUUCGGGGCAGAUCUACGAGAUGGCUACAACUACGGACUUUACUACCCACCUCAGAAUGGUAAAGCUGGUAAAUUUCUUGAUGAAGAACGAUUGCUCAGAGAGUAUCCACUCACUGGGCCCAUUGGAUACUUGGAAUUUAAAUUCAAGAGAAGAGUUUAUCGAAGUAUGGAACUUAAUACAAGAAAACUGAAGCAAAUUCACACAAAAGCAAACUUGAAACAGUUUAUGGAUGCUGUCAAGCAUGCUAACAAAGAAAAAGUGGAUAAAUAUGUAACUAAAGGACUAGACCCCAAUUAUGUCGACAUUGAUAGUGGAGAAUCUCCACUAACAUUGUCAUGUACACUUAGUCCGGAGAAAUGCCGCAGUAUGAUUAUAACAUUAGUUAGUGGCGGAGCACAUAUGGACUUCCGUAAUCGUCAUGGCUUUACCCCAAUUCAUAAAUCUGCCUUGACAUCAAACAGUGAAGCAAUUAAGACCUUGUUGGAUUUGGGCGCAUCACCAAACUACAAGGACUUGAGGUACUUAACCCCACUCUAUUAUGCCGUGACAAGAGAUGAUCCUGUAUGUUCAGAAAUGCUGUUAAAUGAACGAGCUGUAAUUGGAACAACUGAUGAACAGGGAUGGUUUGAAAUUCAUCAGGCAUGUCGUAGUGGUAAAGUGCAGGCCCUUGAACACUUGAUCUAUUACGGAGCUGACAUGGAUGUACAGAAUGCCAGUGGAAAUACACCCCUUCAUGUCUGUGCAGUCACAAACCAGGAAUCAUGUGCCAGGGUUUUAUUAUUUCGAGGGGCAAACAAAGUGAUUGUUAACCUAAACAAUCAAACACCUUAUGAAGCAGCUAUUAUUGCUGGCAACUUGGAGCUAGCAGAGAUAAUCAAAGGCCACAGUUCGGCAGAGAUUGUUCCCUUUCGUGAAAUACCACAGUAUAGCAACCGUCGUAAAUUGAUAAAUUAUACAGCCAACUUUCGAACACUGGCAAAAUGUCGUAGUGAAACCAGACUGAAUCUCAGCAUGAUGGACAGCCGAUUUUUUGAUCCUGAUGGAAGUUUCCGUCAGUACAGCACAAGUUCAGACUGUUAUUCAGUCACCAACUCCGACUCCCCUCGAUCUAUGAGCUCAUCAAGUAUCUAUUCAGGACCAGCCAAUAAUGGAGGGUCAGGAAGCAGUAGUAACGCCCAUCCUCAUCACCAUCCACACCAGAGACAAAAACAGAGUCAGCAUGGGAAACCAUGCUCCCGACGAAGGCUGUAUGCAGCACUGCCCAAUAGGGUCUUCAUAUGCACAAAAAAAUUUAAACCCACUGAGCCUGGUGAUUUGAAGCUGAAGAAGGGUGAUCUCGUAAAAGUGCUCCAUGUGGGUGAGCAUGGAUAUUAUGAGGGGAGGCGAGAGACUGGAGAAGAAGGCUGGUUCCCUUGCUCUACUGUGGAGGAAAUUAACUUGAACAGUCGCAGAAGACGAGCAUGUUCAGUAGGAGAUCUUGAUUCAGACACAGAAUAUUUCCAGCGUCAGACAAUAAAACAGCACACGUCACUUAACCAUAUGGAGAGGAGCUUCGUCAGUGAUUAUGCUCCGAGAGCUGUUGUUCUUCGCAAAGGACCAAAUGGUUUUGGAUUUGUAUUACGUGGUGCCAAAGGUGAUUCUCCAGGUUUUAGACAUCCACCAAAUGAUGCUCCUGCUAUGCAGUACCUUGAUACAGUGGAUAAAGGUAGUGUGGCUGAUAAAGCAGGGCUGAAAGGAGGAGAUUUCAUUUUAGAGAUAAAUGGGCAAAAUGUGACCAGAGCUUCUCAUGAGUAUGUGGUCAACCUUAUAAAAUCUUCAGGGAACACUCUGACCAUGAAUGUCCUUACUGUGAAACCAACAGAACGUGAUCAGAAUUGGUACGUCCAUCAGGAUGGAUCCAUGACACUUCCGCAUCGACGGAAACAAGCUCCUGAACCUCCGCAGAGAGAUCCAAACACCUCAUUAUCAUUUAGCAAAGCAAAAUCUAAGUCUUUUGCUGAAGGAAUGGCUGAAAUUGAAAAACUUGACCAAACUCUUGCUGAGUAUGAAGUCUCAGACACUCCUUCUGGUGAAAGUGCAUACAGCUCCGGACCAAAAUCUAAUGGUGCAGAGAUGAAAACUGCCUCUAUCCGAGCAGGCUAUGCGAAGAAACGUGUUUCGAGUGUGGAAUUAGAAAACCUAUGUCGUUCGGAUUCUCCACAUAAGCCUGAACAUCUGAGUCCCUCUGAAGUUCGAAUUAAGAAAUAUCACAAAAAGCAGAGCAAUUUGGAAAAAUCCCAGAGCACCCCAAACCUAGCCCAAAAUCUGGAGGAACAACAGCCAGAUGCAACUUCUGUACCAAAUGCCAGCCAGCCCAUGUACCGUACUGUGGCAAGUUCUGGACCUUCAGAUUACAGUCCAUACAGCAGUAGCUGUUCUUCUGGCCCAGGCAAAUAUACCCAGCACUUACAUCCUGUUCCCUACAUGGGCAACCUUCCAAAUGUUCUUCCAGGAAUGGAUGUUUCUGGGUGUCGACACUCUGUUGCAAUAGGACCUAAUGUUCAGGUGAAUUCAUUGCCUAGCCAUGCUCGCGGAAAGGCACGCCCUGUAGCUCCACCAGUGGUUGGUCAAACUAAUGCCCCAACAAAGCAACCAGCUCCAGCACCACCUCCCCAGGUGGUUAAAAUAAGCACAAACAAAGAGCAGCCUGUUUAUGCUUCAGUAAUUAAUGGAGCUGUUAACCCUACGCGGCAGACCCCACAAGAGAAUCCAUAUGAAUCUAGCUUCCGACCAGGGACAGUAGCUAUGUUUGGCAACAAAAAACCAAUGGUUACUCAAUCAAGUCUUAACCAAGUGAAGCUUCGCAGUUCAAAACAGAAUGAUGGUCAAAAUGAAAAAUCAGUCCAGCAUGCAAUGCUGGUGACGGCCGACGUUCAUGCCUCAUCAGAACUAAAAGACAAACAGAAACAGCGUGACUUGCAGCAAUCGUAUUACGAACCUGAACCUGACUACGACUCUGAGCAUGAAGAUGAUGUCAGCAAACAACCACAAAUGAUAAACGGUAACUCUAGCUAUAAGACUGUGAUUUCGGUCAGUAAGAGUGCUGCUCCACCAACAACUAAUGGCUAUGUCAUUCCACAGCCACUUGCAAAUGGGGCCAAUAAUCCUAUCUACAGCAUUCCGCAGCAAAUGCAUUCACAUGCCAUGCCAAGUGCUUUACCACCACCUGACCAAAUCAGCCUUGGUGUAGGCACCCCCAUUAACAUGAUGCCUGCUAAGUCUCCAAGCUCAUCAUCUUCAAGCAGCUACAAAAGCACAACAGAAAUAAAAGCUCCAACUCCUCCACCAGCACCUCCUCUUCCCAGUGACCUCAACUCUCAACUGAUUCCUCCUCCACCACAGUUCUGUCCCCCACCACCACCAGCCUUUGCCAAAUCUCCAGCGUCAGAAACAUCGAAUGAGUUCUUGAGUGAGAUCAAGCGUGCCGCUAUUGAACGAAUGAAUCGUUCCAAAGAUAUAGAUGCUAAGGACAAAACCCAAGUAGAACAGUCUUCAAAAAAAUCUACACCAAUGGACAAGAACCAAGCAGCCAUUUUAGAGGCAGUUGCCAAGCGCCGAACUAUGCUUGAACAAAAUGAUAAAGAUAUUGUUGUCAAUCAAAUCGAAGCUCAGAUUCAAAAAGCAAAGAAGAUUCAGUCUGCAAAAUAUUACAACUCUGGUAAUGGAGUUAAGAAAGAGAUUGAAGUCUUCUCAGAAAAUAAAGAUUUAUUGAAAGAAAAAUCAGCAUCAACUCCGCCUGUUCCUGCCAACAAACGCUUGGAGGCUGAUAAAUUGAAGGAAACUGUAAAAACUGUUACUACUAGUACAAAAGUUUCAGAGAAGGCUAAAGUGAGUGAAACCACUAAAAGCAAUGAUAAUGGUACCGAUAGUGGAGAGGAAGAUUUCCUGAAAAAGGCUGAAAAGGCUAGACAAAGGUAUUUACAGCGCAGAUCUGGGGCUGCUAAUGACAAACCAGCUCAUCAAAACACUGCAACUCCUGCUGUUAGUACUGUAAGUGUAACUGCAACUAAUCACAAAACUGUCAACAGCAGCAGCACCACCACCAUCAUAACUCUGCCGAAUGCAAAUGGGGAAGCAGAGAAAAUGGAGCAGACAUCUGCAACAAACAAAAAAAUCCAGACGACCAAUAAAACUAAUCUUGAACAAACCAAAAAAACAGCUGCGGCACCAGUGAUGAAACCUCAACUCUCUAACGGCAACACAAAGUCUAAUCGCAAGUAUAUUGAAAUUCAGUCGGCAGGAAACCAGACAGCUAUUGACAAAAUUGGUAAUGUGUCAAUCAAGGACCGAAUUGCAAGCCUUCAGAAACAGAAUGGUCAGCAAAGUAACAGUCCAGACCUGGCCCAGUUGAUUACACUUAAAGGUGUAACUACUAGCCAUUCUCACACUGAUCCUUUUAAUUCAUCAGACUCUUGCUCCACCCCCAAUGACUCUCCUUAUCAUGUGACCAAUAUUGUUGCUCCACCCCCAGGAUUCAGUGAUACUGAUCAGUCCACCCCUGUGGAGACACUCAAUAGUAUACCACACUUACAGGUCCUGCCUGCUCCACUGUCAGAGUUGUCAAUUUCUACAGUACCACCUUAUGAUCGCCCAACAGAUAACCUUGUACCUCAGGAUGAUUCUCUAAGCCUCAUCUCCUCACUAUCCACGCUCUCUACUCUCUCAACUUCUAGUACAGAACAUCCAAUAGAGAUUGUUCCGCCACCACCAAGUGGCUUUGAAGACAAAGCCAGCCCAGUUUCUACAGAUCAAGGCUUUGAAGAAUCCUUUAUUUCUCCUCCUCCUCAGUUCGAUUCCUCCAUGAAGAAUGCAGCUUCCACCAAAAACUCUUUCCGAAAUAAGCCUGUGGAAGACUGGUUUUAUGUGGAUGUCCUUGACUGUAAGUAUAGCAGUAGAUGGCAGUACAAAUGGACACUUACUGUUAUCUAUAUCCCCCCUCACAUCUACUAA
Acanthosepion pharaonis is the source of this 5202-nucleotide messenger RNA. The record is from the annotation of a GenBank genome assembly. Lineage: Eukaryota; Metazoa; Mollusca; Cephalopoda; Sepiida; Sepiidae.